Molecule: messenger RNA, 1056 nt
Organism: Aaosphaeria arxii CBS 175.79
Lineage: Eukaryota; Fungi; Ascomycota; Dothideomycetes; Pleosporales
Product: C-3 sterol dehydrogenase/C-4 decarboxylase-like protein
Exons: 3
Coding region: 1-1056 (351 amino acids)
Biological process (GO): steroid biosynthetic process
Molecular function (GO): 3-beta-hydroxy-Delta5-steroid dehydrogenase (NAD+) activity
Source: RefSeq, a predicted model, not a curated record
AUGAGCCUCACCAAGGUCCUGGUGACAGGCGGGACAGGAUUCCUCGGUUCAGAGAUCGUGAAAGCAUUGCUAGAGGAGAAGACUUUCGAGGUUACCGUCGUCGACAUCAACCCUCCCUCCCUCGGAACCGGAAGCUUCUCUACCGUGCGCUAUGUCCGCGCCAAUAUAAUGUCUCCCUCAGACCUCCAUGAAGUGUUCCAAGAAGCGAAGCCCGCUUUCGUGAUCCAUACGGUCGGCGUGUACCCCCUAGGGCCUAAGAGGUAUAAACGAGAAGGCUCGGAUCCAGUUUUUGCCAUCAAUGUAGAGGGAACGCGGAACAUCGUCGAGGCCAGUAAAGAGUGUGGGGCUAGAGGGUUGGUUUUCACGAGUAGCGUGACGGUGCUGUUCGAUGAGAUGGGGAUGGACUUCAGGAACGCGGAUGAGACGUGGCCGACUGGGAGACUACAGACCGCGUACGGCGAGAGCAAAGCCGAAGCAGAGAAGCUAGUCCUAUCAGCAAACACAUCGGACUUCAAAACCUGUGCUCUCCGCGCCGCCCCUAUCCUUGGACCCAACGACGUAGCAACAACCGCGGCUCUCUACAGAUGCAUCAACAGAGGCGAAACCCCAUUCAUCAUCGGAGACGGCACGAACUUAUUCGACUUCGUGUACGUUUCCAACGUCGCCGAUGCCCAUGUGCUGGCCGUCCAGAAUCUCUUCAUGUCGGGCGCUGCGGCUGGUGAGGCUUUCUUCAUCACGAAUGGCGAGCCUGUCGUUUUCAGGGACUUCUGUCUUGCGGUGUGGAAGGAGUUCGAUCAUUAUCCGCCUUUCCAGAUUACGAUCCCCACGAGACUGGGGUGGUGGUUGGGAUGGGGUGUGGAGUGGGCGUCGUGGCUCACUGGCAGGGAGGGAACGUUCUGUAGGGGUGCGAUACUCGACGCUACGGAUACCCGUUAUGUGAGCAUCUCGAAGGCAAGAAGGAUCCUUAGGUAUGAGCCGAAGGUGAAGCUCUCUGAAGCGGUGAGGAUCAGCUGUCAGCAUUUCAAGGAACAGCUCAAGGCCCAGGCCAAGAGAUAG